UUCAGCGACCAUAUUCAGCUAAAUCCUAAUCUGGCAAAUCUCACUCACACCUCCCAAGAAACCAUCCUUAACAGUUUAGCACCAAGCACGCUAUCUGCUUACCUCACCGGCUGGAAUUCUUUCAAGAAUUACCACACUACUUAUCAUCUACCGUUUCCCUCUCUGGACGCCUUGUCCAUGUGCAACUUCAUCACACACUGUCAUACCGUAACAAAAAUCCGGGCCUCCAGCAUACAGACAUAUCUAGCUGGCAUCAAUUUAUUCCAUAAAUUAUCCACCGGCCUCCCUUGUCAAUCAAUCUCGCAUGCUCACGUCACUCUGCUCUGCCGCUGUAUACACACUCUGCGCUCCGGUUACAUCUCCCUCACAGUCGACUUAACACUGGAAUCAAUGUUUCUACUUGCCUUCUUCGGAUUCCUGAGGUGCUCUGAAUUCGCUCCAACCUCAUCUGUCUACAAUCCUUCCCGUCAUCCCAGUCUAUCCGACAUCACCACCCACACUUCAGACUCGCUCAUAUUCACGCUCCGCAGCAGUAAAACUGAUCAGUUAGGAGUAACCUUUCCCAUCUACAUCUUCCGCCUCAACUCCUUUCUCAGUCCGCACGAGCCAUUGACCAGAUACAUCCACACCCGGUAUUCCGCCCACGCUUCACCACAAGAUCCCCUCUUCCUCACCGAAACAGGGAGGAUGGCCACCCGUUUCUGGUUCCAGAAACACUUCCAUAACAUCCUCCGUCUCUCCGGAAUUUCAUCAGAUCAUUACUCUUGCCAUUCGUUCCGCAUCGGCGCCGCCUCCUCAGCCGCCAGAUCAGGUAUUUCAGACCAAGUCAUUCAGGUCCUCGGCCGCUGGUCUUCACAAGCAUAUCAAACCUACAUCCACAAUAACCUCAAUGAUCUCCGUCUAGCACACAACAGACUAAGCCUCACUUAA
Molecule: messenger RNA, 930 nt
Organism: Epinephelus fuscoguttatus (brown-marbled grouper)
Lineage: Eukaryota; Metazoa; Chordata; Actinopteri; Perciformes; Serranidae
Exons: 1
Biological process (GO): DNA integration; DNA recombination
Molecular function (GO): DNA binding
Source: RefSeq, a predicted model, not a curated record